Messenger RNA from Dendroctonus ponderosae (mountain pine beetle), 2460 nucleotides. Its product is annotated as UDP-glycosyltransferase UGT5. The record is from RefSeq and is a predicted model, not a curated record. Gene Ontology annotation, molecular function: UDP-glycosyltransferase activity. The transcript has 4 exons. NCBI's taxonomy places the organism in Eukaryota, Metazoa, Arthropoda, Insecta, Coleoptera, Curculionidae. The coding region runs from base 393 to 1982 and encodes 529 amino acids.
AUAGUCAUUGAUGUAGGUAUUUUGUUUUCACAUUUUAUUGGUAAUAGAAAACUAUUUGGUCAUUUGAUGUUUUUCAGUGUAUAAGGCGAACUUUACAAUCUGGUGUGUCCAAAAGCAAUAAAAAAGCAUUUUUAUUCAUGUUUGGAAUAAAUUAUUAAACGAAUAUUGAUCAAGCGUGCUGGAUGAUUCUGAGAUUCAAUAUGCAGCUAAGGGAAUUAUUUACUGAACGCACUUCAGUAUUGGCGAAACUAAAAACAAAAUGAUUUAAAUUAACUGAUAAUUAUUAUCACAUCUUACAAAUAGCCCCAAUGCUAAAUUGCCACUUCAAUCUGAUAAAAUGUUCAACAUUGUUCGAUUAUUAGUAGUAUUCCGGAUAAUACAGUCGGUUUAGAAUGCAUUUAACCGGUAAAGUAUGGCUGCAAUUAGUGAUAAUAGUGAAUGUAGUGGUUGCAAUGGACGCAGCAAAAAUUCUGUUUUUAUCUUGUACGCCCGCCCGCAGUCACCAAAAACCGUUUCAGGUGGUGUGGAGAGCUUUAUCUCAAAGAGGACACGAUGUGCAUGUUCUCACACCAAAUCCUUUGAAUGAUCCAACUUUAAACAAUUUAACUGAAUAUGACCUGAGUGAUUUCUACGAAGAUCUCAAAGCUAUGAAAAAUGACGAUAUUCAAUACUUCCUUCAUAGGCCCACAUUUUUUUCAUCCUUUGUCAAAGAUGUAGUCGCAACAAAAAUGUUUUCUCGACUUUAUAAUAAGACCAUAAAUCAUCAAGAGACUAGAAGACUGUUACGAGAAAAUGAUCGUUUUGAUGCGGUUAUAGUGGAAUGGAUAUUUCCCACUUUGGCAUCGAUCGGUGCAUACUAUAAGGCUCCAAUUAUAGGAAUAACCUCCCUUGGUGCACCUUUAGUGGCCCUGGAUAGUUUAGGGAACCCGUCACAUCCCCUCGUAGCACCCGAAAUGAAUCUACCUUUGAAACGGGACCUUUCCAUUAAGGAGCGAUUAUUGUCUGUAUUAUAUGCUUUCUAUGUUAGACUUUAUUAUUGGGUGGUAGUUUUGCCCAGAGAGGAUGAGAACGUAAAAAAACAUCUAAGUAGCGAGCUGCCAUACAUUGGUGAUAUAGCAAAAAGCCUCAGUUUGCUUCUAAUGAAUAGAAAUCCAGUUUUCCAUCGGGUAGUGCCACUGAAUCCAAACACCAUCGACUUGGGGGGAAUAUCAGUUUUAUCGCCUGCAACGUCUUUGGAUUCAGAGUUGAAAGUAUUCAUAGAAAAAUCGUCAAAAGGUGUAAUAUACUUUAGCCUGGGAAGUCUGGUGCAAUCAGUCUUUCUUCCUCCCAAAACAAUCGAAACAAUCCAAAAUGUAUUCAAAAGUCUUCCGUACUCGUUUGUUUGGAAAUGGGAAAAUAGCUCAAUGAUCAACCAGCCUACAAAUGUAUAUAUCAGCAACUGGAUCCCGCAAACCGCUCUUUUAGAACAUCCAAAUGUGAAGCUUUUCAUUACUCAAGGAGGUUUACAGUCAACUGAAGAGGCAAUUGCAGCUCAUAAACCUAUAAUUGGUAUUCCGUUUCAUUCUGAUCAAACCACCAAUGUAGACACUUGCGCUAUGUACGGAAUGGGAAAAUUACUAGACAUGGAAGACAUCACAAUAGAAACUUUAAGAAGUUAUAUUUUAGAAAUUGUAAAUAACCCCAGGUAUGCUGAAAAUGCGAAAAAACUUGAUGAGCUUAUGAAAGAUCAACCCCAGGACGGUUUGGACAAAGCUAUCUGGUGGAUAGAAUAUGUCAUUCGUCAUAAAGGAGCAAAGCAUUUGCGAAGCAUUGCUGUCGACUUGCCUUGGUGGCAAUAUUUUCUGCUAGAUGUUUUCGGAUUUAUAUUUACAGUUCUUCUCAUAUUUCUACUGAGCGUACGGUUCACAUUAAAGUUGGUGUUUAGAUUAAUAAGCUAUAUAAGAAAACCGAAAGAAAAAUCCAUGAAAAAAAAGAAGCAGUAAGAAAUAGGACAGCUGAAGGACAUUGCAAAUCGAAGAAGGAACUAUUCGUAUAUAUAAUUUGUUACCAGGACCUAACUCGGUCUUUUUGUUGUCAUUAACAGGAAAUUUUUCAGAUAUGUUUGAAGCUAUCAAAAGUAAUUUAUUUAACAUAGUGGAGUUACCAAUGGAACACCUUCCCUAAAAUACGGGAACACUACUUUUCUGUAUCUAUGCGUAUUUAUAUAUUUUAUGCUUGGGGCAAAAAUAUGGCAGGGGGUCGUAUUUGUAAUGGCAGGAAGUCGAUUAUAGGUAUGGGAAGUCGGUAUUGUUGCUGUGGACUUUUUUAUGACGAUUAAGAAUUAGAUCGGAAUUAAUUGCAGAUACAGGUGUUAAGUCAAGUGCAAUUUAAAUAACUGUGAUUUGCUAAAUUGAGGUUUUCUAUUAUGUCUAGUUUACUUUAUGUAAUAUUGGAAUAUAUUUGAAUUGAUUUGACUACUCA